Dermacentor albipictus is the source of this 1143-nucleotide messenger RNA. NCBI's taxonomy places the organism in Eukaryota, Metazoa, Arthropoda, Arachnida, Ixodida, Ixodidae. The record is from RefSeq and is a predicted model, not a curated record.
AUGUGGACGCAGAGGCAGGAUGUGCUACAAAAGAUAGCAACCAGCAUCGACCAGCCAGCAAAAGCUACACAAUCCGUAGAUGCAGCUGAAUGCUUUGGGAAAUGCUGGAGGAGUACGACUAACCGGUCGUGUGACCGCAAAUAUUUUUUAUUCGAUGCAAUAAACCAUGUUCUUCUAAAAAGAAAAAAAAACUCGUGGCUGAGUUUGCCGGCUCAGGUGAAUCGAGUGCAUAGAUUUUGCGCAACAUAUAUUUGGGAGUCGCGGUUUGAGCGCAUGAGGCGCAGUAACUUAUUCUUAAGUAAGGCAAAAGGAGGCCUAGGGCUGGUAAACGUAGAGGUAAAACUCAAUGUUCACAGGUACCUUUUUUUCAAAAACCAAACCCAUCAUAUUAUACGUCAUUCUUUCAAACAAUUAGGAGGGGGGUACUUAAGCGAGUGGAUCGAAGGUGCCCAAGGAGUCCCACGAGCCCGCACCCUAAAAUUCUACAGGGAGGUGGAGCAGGCAGCUCGCUUCUUCGAGCAGCGUUUUUCUCAAGAGUAUCUAAAAAAUGUAAAACGGAAGAGUCUGUACUGGAACACUAUAGAUAUGCUAUUCCGACCACCCCUAUAUCGGUCUCGAGUUGGAAGCCAGCUGGAGUCCGACGUUUUCAAGCGUCUACCAAAAUAUCCUGUAAAAACAGCGAUUAAGGAUUUCUUUGUUAGGUUACAUGUCGAAGUUCUACCUGUAAAAACAUGGCUACGUAACAAGGGUUUCUUCGUGCCGUGGUCAACGGACUGCCCUCUCUGUCCCUAUCCAGAAUCGUUGCAGCACGUAUUUUUGUUUUGUACAAAUGCAGUACUAUUUUGGCACAACAUACGAAUUGUGUUUGACGUGCAGAUACACCCAAAUUGGGAUAACGUAAAAUAUCUGACACUGGAAGAUGACAAAAAUAACAACAGUGCUGAAACCCUGUUAUUGCUAGGUUUGUAUGCAAUUUGGAGAUCCCGAACUGAUUACGUCCUAGCACUAGAAAACGCAAAACCUGCGUGGACGCACUUUUGUGAUGCUCUUGCGUAUCAUCUUUUACACCUAUGGGACGCCCGACGGGGGCUACUAAGACGAUGGAGGCGGCAGAAGCGCAACGGAAAACUCAAAGAUGGUUGA